GACGACCCCCGCUUCCACCCCCACCCCCACCUCCGCAUCAACCCCGAGGACCUCCACUCCAGGCUCAUCACCGCCGAGCAGCUCAGGCUUCACGCCCGGCUCCACGAUAAGGACAGGUGCUCGCCUGAAUUGGAGAGGUCAAGGUCACGAGAGGAGGAUAGGUAUACGCCUCUCCAUGUACGAAUGGAAGAGGAUAGGCAACUACAAACUAGGUUAGAAGAAGAAAAAGCAGCGGUGCAUAAAAGACUUUCGCCAGGUGGCGAGCCAAUUAGAAGAACUGACAACUUAUCUCCUGUUCAUAAUGAUGCAGGAGUCAACGGUGUCGGAGAUGAUAGCAGCAGUAGCAUCUCAAGUUCGAUUGCUGACGAGAGAGGAGGUGCCCUGAAUCUAGUAACCGAUACGUCACUUCGACAUUCGCCUAAUGGUGAAGGUAGUCCUGUGGCGGGUAGCAAUCAAACAGCAAGCGUUCAAGCAGCUUUAGCGGCGCUGCAGGCUGGUCAGCUUUCUCUAAAUCAGUUGAUGAGCCUCGGUGCAGCACAAGGCCAAUCACUUCUACUCCAGAACCAGCUGUCAGGCGGUCUGCCGCUUCCAAACCUCUCGUCCCUGAACCCUCAGGAACUUUCAUCGCUUCAGCAAACGCUUCAGCAGCACCAGCACUCGCUUCAACAGCAACUCCAGCAGUUCUGCCUCUUUCAACCCAACGCCGGCCAGCAGCUCCCUCCGCAGGCACAAUUCUUCCUACAAAAUCAGGGUGUAUUGCCUCAUAGGUUUCCUCCCCGACAGAACAUACCUCCUCCUCGCAGCACCACUCACUCUAUCCAGGUGCAACAGGCGGUGGCGCAGGCUGCUCAGCAGAUCCAAAAUUUGCAGAAGCAACAGCAACAACAGCAGCAACAGCAUCAGCAGCAGCAGCAGCAACAUCACAAUCAACACCACAACCAACCGCCUCAGACACCCACAAGCACGAGCGCCGGCAGCGGAGUGCACCAUAUCAAAGCCGCCAAUCAAAACUCAAGACUACUAGAGGUGGACGACACCACAGACUUAGAAGAAUUAGAGCAAUUUGCGAAGACUUUCAAGCAACGUAGGAUUAAAUUAGGUUUUACUCAGGGUGAUGUGGGUCUGGCGAUGGGGAAGCUUUACGGGAACGACUUCUCGCAGACGACCAUCUCCCGGUUCGAGGCUCUGAACCUCUCGUUCAAGAACAUGUGCAAGCUGAAGCCGCUGCUCCAGAAGUGGUUGUCGGACGCGGACAGCACGAUGACGAACCCGAGCGCGCUGAGCAACCCGCUGACGACCCCGGAGGCCAUCGGGCGUCGCCGCAAGAAGCGCACCUCCAUCGAGACCAGCGUCCGCGUCGCCUUAGAGAAGGCCUUCCUCCAGAACCCCAAGCCGACCUCCGAGGAGAUCUCUAUUCUUGCCGACAGCCUCACCAUGGAGAAAGAGGUCGUCAGGGUCUGGUUCUGCAAUAGGCGGCAAAAGGAGAAGCGGAUCAACCCGCCGAACGCGGCGAUGGGGAGUCCAACAUCAAACAUGUUCUCAACACCCUUGAGUAGCAACGGGAACGGCAUGCCUAGCCCCCUCGCCCUGGUUGGGCCCGGCGGUCACACUUUCAAUGCCCAUCCAGGCAAUGACUGACAAUGGUUCGGCCACGGACCUGACUCUCCUGAAUGACUGACUACGUGAUAUGAAACUGCCGUGUUCGAUCCGGACGAGAGAUGACUUGCGUGGGAGUGAAAUACUCUUUUGAAACAUCACUAGAUUAGAAUGCUGCCUUUAUUGUAAGUCUAACACUUUAUCAUAUCAUACCAGUAACCAAUUAGACCAUCCGACUUUUGUGAUGAAAGGUAUAAUUUAUUGUCUUGUAAUUUUGCUUUGUCAAUGUGGCCCAAUCUCACAGAAGCAUUUCAAAAAUCUGUCCAAUGAGGAUGACUCCGACCUCAGCAAAACAUCAUUUGGACGAAUUCAUGCUAAAAAGAACUAUGUGCAUAGGGGUUUCCGUGUGACAUAGUUCCUUUUAGCAUGAAUACGUCCAUUUCGUCGUUUCCCUCGCGAAAGAACGUAACUACAUUUCAAUGUUGCCAAAUUUUCCCUCGCAUACUGCAAUUUUAUAAGGAGAAUCCCGAGCGUUUCUUACUGGAAAUUUCCAUUUUUUUUCAGUUUUCACAAUUUUUCCUCUGAUCUCACCCAAAAAUCAGAAACAUUUUUGACAAAAACUGCACUGUACAUUCGUGUAAGAAAUUGAAUUGUUUGAGUCAAUUUUGCAACUUUGGAAUGUAGGUACGUUCUUUCGUCCGGGUAACGACAAUCUGAGGGGCUUGCAGGACAAGGUGCAUAAAAGCAGUUUUUUGGAAAAAAUAGAAAUACAAUGGUUUCAACUAAAACUAGUCCAUAGUAAAACUAUAUUCAGAGAAAAAUUCGCUGCUGAAAUCCAAUUUUAAGCAUCAAAAAGUGAGUUUGAACUUUCGAUUAACUUUUAAUUAGUAAUUUUGAAGCUUUCAACACGUUUUUCUUGAAAUAGUAAAAACUGCACUUGUGUGCCUUGUCCUCCAAGCCCCCAAUUUCUGUCUCUUUUUGCUGUUUCAUUCCAUUUAAAGGUAUUUAAUUUAGGUACACAACCUUGGCAUUAUACUCCACUGAACUUUAGGUGAUCCCCUAUUUGAGCAACAAAAAAUUCCUUUUUUAUCGACUGACAGAUCAAGAAAUGUGUCAAAAUCUCUAUGAUCAAGUCAGAAUGCAUUUUGUUCGGCAUCUAGUUUACAGAGCCAACUCGUUGUGCGAAUUGAUGGAUACAAAGUGCCUUUUCCUGGAUAAUAUUUCUAGCCGGCAUGAAACAGCAAAGAGAAUGAUUUCACAGUCUAACUGCUUUUUGAAGCCAGAGAAAGGCCCUUAUUUAUGAAGCCAUCUUUUGGUAAAGUGACGAAGAGUUUCUUGUCUUUUGCAUUGACACAUUGCUAGAGCUUAUCUUCAAAGUAUGUGUUCAAAAGUAGAUACCUACUACACAGUAACGUCUCCUCUAUACGGAUCCUCCCUAGCAAAUCUAGGACUUGCACACUAGUCGCUAGUUCUCUAACAUGAAUGUAUACUGAAUAGGAAACAAAUUAUAGAAUAAUACUUAAUUCUAGGUCAAAAUGAAACCAAUGAUUAUUGUAUGCAUUUUAAUAGUUAACAGUAAAUCCUUUCCUAGAUUUUUUUUCUUUAAAUAUUGAAAUAAUAUGGGACUCUGUAUUUUUCUGUUGUAAAUGGAGCAACUUUCCUUUAGCUUGAAGCAAUGCUCCCCUGAAACUCGUCUCCUUCAUUCAUUUAUUUAUUUAUUUAUUUAUUUAUUUAUUUUUUUGUAUUAAUAAUGAAAAGUUCACAGUAUAUGAAAGAAGGGAAAACAAGUUCAAAUCAAGUUUUUUUCAGUCAAAUGAAUUGUCUCAGUUAAUCAGCUCAUCAGUAGGAACAAGAUUGUUCUAAUUAAUGUACCUAUCUGAUACUUAAAAGAUAUCUAAAUACAUAUCCGCUUAGUUACUGUUUAUAUUAUAACAAAUUUUGUCCUUCAUUUUCUCUUUUUAACAUGUCUCUGCUAAAAUGUAUACUAUUCAAACCAUAAGAACCGAGAAAUAGAAAAAAUUACGAUGAGUUUCUAUGUGACGAAAUUAGUUUAUUUUUCAAUGAUGAAUUUUGAGUCUCUCUUAUAUCAUUAUUUUGUAAUUAAUUUUUGUAGACUGUAAAUCAUUUUACCGACUAUUGUUGUAUUAGAUUGUGUUUUAUAUGUAAUGUACAAUAUUUUAAGACAAAAUCUCUUUUUGUUUUCACAAUCGACAAGGUAUACUGAAUCAUUACCUGAAAAUGCAAUAUUUGUUUAAUUAAUUAAUGAAUACAUUAGCGUGUGAAUAUUUUGUUACUCAAUCGUGAACAUGUUUUGAUAAUUUAAUUGGUUAUAAUUGUACAUGUAAUUAAAUUUCGUUUGUUGUUUACGUUCUGUUAAGAAGAAUUGCAUAAAAUUACAUUUGUAAAACAAUGAAAAUUAAUCUUGCCCUUCGUUUAGAGUGAAAACAGUUCAAAAAUAUUGCCCCUUCAUCAAGUUUAUUAGGACUUGUCGUUUUUUUUGUUGUUGUUUUUUAUAAAUCGAAGAGAAAAAAACAAAAUUCUUAAAAUCUCGGAUGAUUUCGGGAGAACUGUUGACCUCUAAUAAAUACUUGAAAUGCUGCAUUGUUCGCAAAAUACCUAGGGGUACUUUCUUUUCUCUUUCAUGGGAAAUGUAUCCAGGAGAUACCAAAAGGAAAGAGAUCCCUCCCUCUCAACCCAUCAGAGGUUAGAGUUUACUUUUACACUAAAAAGAAGAAUAUCUUAUAAAACGCUUCUCAAUCCAGCCCUCUGAUUUUGCUACGGUUACACUUUUUAUUUUGCGUGUAACGACAGUCUCUUUUUCAAGCAAAGUAGUUGCCCGUCGUUCAUAUUUGUCACUGGCUAUAACUUUCUACCUCUCCCUCAUUUCUUCCGCAACAACAUAAAGACAGUAAUAGCGUUUUUCACAGUGAUAUAUUGUAGAACAUUGGAUGGAUGCCAGAUUUAGAAUACACCCAGACAAAUCUAACAAUUCUUCUAAAUCUAGUGUAAAAAGUGAAAGUUCCUAUUUGUCUGAGACUCAAAAGAAUUCGGACAAAAACGUCAAGCUUAUUUUUAUAGUCAUUUUUCAUAUAACUUAGUGAUUGUUUCUGUUUGUAUACUUACACAGAAUAAUGUAAAAAAAAGUCAUUAAAAUUUGUAAAUAAUGUCCCCAUAUCCUAUGUCUCCUACCUACUCGUCCCUCCAGUCCCUUGUAUCUUUUGUACAUUCAUUAUUUAUUUUUUAUAUAAUUUAUGCAGUCAAGCAUUGAACUUUAAAUUUUAUGUUCGUAAACACUAUUUUGAUUUUGUUUUAUUUAUGAAAUAUACAUUUAUGUUAAUUUCCAAAUCCA
Messenger RNA from Bemisia tabaci, 4945 nucleotides. Lineage: Eukaryota; Metazoa; Arthropoda; Insecta; Hemiptera; Aleyrodidae. The record is from RefSeq and is a predicted model, not a curated record.